This is a messenger RNA of Jatropha curcas, 2045 nucleotides long. Its product is annotated as glucan endo-1,3-beta-glucosidase 8. Gene Ontology annotation, biological process: carbohydrate metabolic process. NCBI's taxonomy places the organism in Eukaryota, Viridiplantae, Streptophyta, Magnoliopsida, Malpighiales, Euphorbiaceae. Gene Ontology annotation, molecular function: hydrolase activity, hydrolyzing O-glycosyl compounds. The record is from RefSeq and is a predicted model, not a curated record.
UUAGUUUCAAUUAAACUGUAAGGUACAUAGUCUCUUCCCUCCAAAAAUAUCCGAUGAACCAAAAAAAGAAAAGAGAGUAACAAUCAAGUUUUAAGGAUAUGAAACCAAUCAUUCAUUUGUGGAUCACGUUAAAUAUUUUCUUUCUUCAAUUUCUUGUUUGCCGAACAAGAAAUUGUUAUGGCUGUCAGUUAGACCCUCCAACCGCUACCUCUGUCAAAGAUUCAUCUUCUUGUUACAUAUAAAGUUGAAAAGAAUUGCAUACUCUCUCUACGCUUCUUUGGAAAAUUUCCAAUUCUGACUGCUAAAUUUAGCAAAUUAAUCAGCUAUGUUAUAAAACAAACUCAUUAUCAACUAACCAUGCAUUUAAAUCCCUUUUUCUCAUCCCUAUAAAAUAUCACCCAAAAAAAGAAAAUUGCAAGAAUUUUCAUUUUAAUUCUUUUAAUUUGCUUUUUCAUUGUUUCUUGCAGAAAUUUAGUUAUCAUCAUUUUCCAUUCCUAUCAAGCUUGAAACAUGACGCGAGCCUGCAAUUUGCAGUUAUGGAGUUAUUGUUGUAUUAUUAUGGUUUGGUUGGUGUUCUCGUUCAAUAUUAUGCAAGCGUUUUCGUCUAUUGUUCCAGGUCUAGGUGUAAACUGGGGAAAUAUAGCAUCACAUCCAUUGAAUCCUAACAUAGUGGUUCAAAUGUUAAAGGAUAAUGGGAUCAAAAGGGUUAAGCUUUUUGAUUUUGAUUCUUGGACCUUAAAUUGCUUGGCUGGUUCAGGGAUUGAAGUUAUGGUUGCUAUUCCUAAUAAAUUAUUGGAAGAUAUGGCUACUAGUUAUGAUCAUGCUAAAGAUUGGGUCAAAGAUAAUGUUGCUGAGUAUUUAAAAGAUAAAGGAGGUGUUGAUAUCAGAUAUGUAGCUGUUGGUAAUGAACCGUUCUUGAAGGCCUAUGAUGGUGAGUAUCUUAAAACAACAUUCCCAGCUUUAAAAAACAUACAAAAAGCUCUUAAUGAACACAAACUUGGAGACAAGAUCAAAGCCACCAUACCAUUUAACGCAGAUGUUUACGAUGGAAACAAACCAUCAGAGGGUAAUUUUCGUAGUGAUGUGAGAGAUGUUAUGCAAAAAAUUGUCAAAUUUCUCCAUCAACAUAAAGCUCCAUUUGUUGUCAAUAUUUACCCUUUCAUUAGCGUUUAUCAAUCCUCAGGCUUCCCUCUAGAUUACGCAUUCUUCGAAGGCAGUAGCAGAAAAGUAAGCGACAAAAACGUCAGUUACAGUAAUGUUUUUGAUGCAAAUUAUGACACUCUUGUCUGGUCAUUAGAAAAAGCUGGAGUUCCUAAUUUAGAAAUUUUAGUUGGUGAAAUUGGUUGGCCAACAGACGGUAGCCCGUAUGCAAACACUCAGUAUGCUGGAAGAUUUUAUGAUGGUUUAUUAAGAAGAUUAGCUUCCAAGAAAGGAACCCCAUUAAGGCCGGGUAUAAUAAUUGUAUAUCUUUUUGGUUUACUUGAUGAAGACAUGAAAAGUAUUGAACCAGGCAAUUUUGAAAGGCACUGGGGUAUUUAUCGCUACGACGGGCAACCGAAAUUCCCCAUAGAUUUAUCAGGACAAGGUAAGAAUAAAAUGUUAGUUGCAGCAAAAGGAGUGCAAUACUUGCCUAAACAAUGGUGUGUUUUAAGUGAAGAUGUUAUUGAUGCUAAUAAUAACUUGAUACCGGCUGGGUUAACUUAUGCUUGCUCUAGAUCAGAUUGUACAAGCUUAACUUAUGGAUCUUCUUGUGGAAGCAUGCAGCUUAGGUCUAAUGUUUCUUAUGCUUUUAAUAUGUAUUUUCAAAUGAACGAUCAAGAUGUGGCUGCUUGUGAUUUUAAUGGGUUAGGUACUAUUGUUACUCGUAAUGCCUCUCAAGGCACUUGUCUUUUCCCUAUUCAAAUUGUUAGUGAAGGAGAGAGGGUUAAGUUGUUGCAUGGAGGCAGCAUUUCUUUUCUAGGAUUAUUUUUAUUGUCCUUUUUUAUAUUAUUGUAAUAUGGAUAAGAAUUAUUCUUUAUAAUAAUGAACUACUUUUCUUUUCUUUU